CUGCAUACGGUCUUACUGUGUGCAAAAAUAAACAAAAAUUGCAAAGCUAGCAAGUAGAAAUUAACUUAAUAUUAUUAAACUAUGCACUUAAAUUGUGAACUGUGAGGUAUUGUGAAAAGUGCACGAAUCGGGUGACCACUUGGUGCUAUGUAAAUUUGCCUGCCACUUGUCUUGCUCGAGAGACAAAAACGCCAAGUAAUUGAAAGCGAAACCCUUGCGAGAGGGUCAAGGAGAAGGACUAAAGAGGACAGCCAGGAUGGUGCUCGUGCUGAAUGGUGUGCUGCAGGACGACUGCCCCAUGGACACCAACAGCCUGUUCCUGCAGCAUCCCGUCUACAGAGACUACGCCCAGCAGCUGCACUCCAUCCAGGCCAAGUCGGUGGGUCCGGUGGGUCUGCUCUACGUGGGUCAGCGGGAGAUGGCCGCCUCCGCGCCGCACGACAAGCACGUCAACAUCAUCGGUGCCGACGAUGCCACCACCUGUAUUAUCGUCGUCGUCCGACACUCCGGAUCUGGUGCUGUGGCACUGGCGCACUUCGAUGGCAGCGGCGUGGACGAGGCUGUGUGCACCAUGGUGUCGCGGGUUCAGGAGCUGGCCGUCGGCUAUCCGGAGGGUCGCAUCGAGUUGCAGUUGAUUGGUGGCUAUCGGGAUGCCAAGGGAUACGGCGAGGACGUAUUCUUCAGCAUUAUGCAAUCAUUCCACAAUCACCUACUGGAGAUCGAUCUGACGCAGGCUUGCGUGGGCGAGCUGAAUACCAUGAUGCGCGGCGAGAUCAACUGCCCGAUCAUCUACGGCGUGGGCGUGAACAUCAAGACUGGUGAGAUCUUUCCGGCCUCCUUUCCCGACCGAGGACCCGACCGGGAGCUACGCGAUGCUCGCAUUUUCAUGGGCGCGCAGUCGGUUCUGGAUAUAUACGACUCUUCGCUGGGCAUGCUACGCAUUGGACCCUUCAACUACGAUCCGUUGCGCGGCGCUGAACUGUGGCUAUCACAAACGGAUGAGUUUCUGCUGCAGCACCUGUCCUCCAGUCCAGACGUGGAGCCGCCUCACUUUGCGCCUCAGACGCGUGCCACCAUUAGGUUUAUACAGGAGAAUCAGUUCCCCGCCGUCACCGUCUUCAGGGACAAUCGGCCGCGCUACUUUCGACGGGAUGACGCCACGGGCUUCUGGGUGCUGGUUAGAUAUUAAAGCUUAUUUUUAGUGUUUAGUUGUUACGCAGUUCGAAAAUGUCGCAGAUGUGUUAAUUGAUUGGUGCAUGUGUUAAUUGUCGCUGUCCAUCGCAAAAUGCUUCUGCUUGCCUUUUGUUUAAGUUUUGAUCGUUGAGUUGAUUGUAUUCGGCUGUAAUUGUCAUUGAUUUCCUGAUUAACCAAUCACCUGUUAAUCUGCUGUAAUUAUCGGCCGAUUAGCAAUUGCAAUUGAUGAAUGCGACAUAAUCUCUCUUCAAUUAGAUACAAGAUUGAGUUCCGACGCUGGAGACGGUUGCUUGGGACGAGCCUUAGAAAUGGAUCUGAACUGGGAACGUAAAAGCGAUAUAUAACGAUAAAUAAAUAACUAUUACAAUUCGAUGUGCACAUGUGCAUGUAAAUAUUUAUGUGAAACCCCAUUAAAGAACCUAUUACUAUUUAAAAGAGA
This is a messenger RNA of Drosophila santomea, 1633 nucleotides long. RefSeq names its product protein N-terminal asparagine amidohydrolase (gene Ntan1). Lineage: Eukaryota; Metazoa; Arthropoda; Insecta; Diptera; Drosophilidae. Bases 257 to 1189 code for a protein of 310 amino acids. Gene Ontology annotation, molecular function: protein-N-terminal asparagine amidohydrolase activity. The transcript has 6 exons. The record is from RefSeq and is a predicted model, not a curated record. Gene Ontology annotation, biological process: ubiquitin-dependent protein catabolic process. Gene Ontology annotation, cellular component: nucleus.